AUGUCCUUCCCCUACAAACACGUCCUCCUCAUUGGUGCAACGGCAGGCAUCGGCCGCGCCAUGGCUGAUCGAUUUAUCGAGACAGGCAUCAAAGUCACGGCAGUAGGUCGUCGACAAGAGCGACUGGAUGAGUUCGUGCGCAAGCAUGGCGAAGACAAGGCGAGUGGGGUGGCUUUUGAUAUUUCGGGUAUUUCAAAGACUCCGGCUUUUGCUGAGAGCGUGAUGAAAUCUUAUCCUGGCAUUGAUUGCCUAUUCCUCAAUGCGGGUAUCCAGAAUGCGUAUGACUUGAGUGACCCGGCUACCUUCGACCUGGAACGGUUCCAGAACGAGACGCACGUCAAUUACAUUAGCCUUGUUGCGCUUGUGCAUGCAUUUCUCCCGGUUUUCAGAGAGAAGGACACUCCAACAAGUAUCAUCUUCACCGGCACCAACAUCGCCAUCAUCCCCGCCGCAACGCUCCCCGCAUACUGCGGAUCCAAAGCCGCCCUGAACGUCUUCACUCUCUGCCUUCGAGAGAAUCUAGGAAACACAAAAAUUAAAAUCAUCGAGAUCUCUCCGCCUCCCGUGCAAACGGAGCUACAUGAUUACAUGGGCGAAAGCGGCAGAAGCUUUGGUAUGCCUGUGGAUCAAUUUACCGAUGCGGCGCAUAGGGGUCUCCUCGAGGGUAAGGAUCAGAUUGUUAUCGGUGCGGUUGGUCCUGCGGAGACUUUCAACGAAAUUGUUGAGAAACGUCGCGACGCUUUUGAGAAUUUUGCGAAGUUGAUGCGAUCGGCCCAUUAA
This is a messenger RNA of Penicillium subrubescens, 780 nucleotides long. Its product is annotated as oxidoreductase, short-chain dehydrogenase/reductase family. NCBI's taxonomy places the organism in Eukaryota, Fungi, Ascomycota, Eurotiomycetes, Eurotiales, Aspergillaceae. The transcript is spliced from 4 exons. The record is from RefSeq and is a predicted model, not a curated record. The coding region runs from base 1 to 780 and encodes 259 amino acids.